Molecule: messenger RNA, 1601 nt
Organism: Linum tenue
Lineage: Eukaryota; Viridiplantae; Streptophyta; Magnoliopsida; Malpighiales; Linaceae
Source: the annotation of a GenBank genome assembly
CAAAGAACCCCAGAAUUUGUCCAUCUGCGUGGAAUGAGGAGCCGUUUCUAGGUGCUGCCUCAACGUUCUCGCUUAUCGCACACUCUACUUCACCAGCAGAGGAGUCGACGAAGUGUCUUUCUCUCUCUCUCUAUUCCCCACCCCUCGAAUUUCAACACAAUUUCUGCCCGCCGUCGCACUGCUCCUCCUACGCUCACUCCUCCUAGUUACCGCAUUUCCCCCGCCCCGCCACCAUGAAUAUCUUCAGAUUCCUCGGCGACAUGACUCACCUGAUCAGUAUUCUAAUUCUGCUUCUCAAAAUCUACGCCACCAAAUCCUGCUCAGGGAUUUCUAUGAAGACGCAGGAGCUGUACGCUUUGGUAUUUCUCGCGAGGUACUUGGAUCUGUUCACGAACUUUGUCUCCGUUUACAACCUUAUUAUGAAGCUGGUCUUCAUAGCCAGCAGUCUCGCCAUUGUGUGGUGCAUGCGGAGGCAUCCUCUGGUCCGGCGUUCUUACGAUAAGGACCUCGAUACCUGCCGUCACUAUUUUCUCAUCGGCGGAAGCUUUGUGUUGGCCUUGCUUUGGCACGAGAAGUUCACAAUUGAGGAGGUGACUACUGGCUGCUAUUUUGUUAAUCUUAUGUCCUUGUUGAUCCGGUGUGAUUUUGGAAUGAUCAUAGUUGCAAUUUUUCCUCAGUUGGUGAUGCUCCAGAGGAGCGGCAAUGUGGAUAAUUUAACAGGGCAAUAUGUCUUAUUUCUCGGGGCCUACCGUGGACUCUACAUCUUGAACUGGAUAUACCGUUAUGUGACUGAGAAGCAUUUCGGACGUUGGAUAGCUGUUAUCUCUGGUGUCGUACAAACAGCCUUAUAUGCAGACUUCUUCUACUACUACUUUUUGAGUUGGAAGAACAACGGAAAGCUUCAGCUACCAGCUUGAAAGCCGGGACAUAGGUUCAUCAUGAGGUGCUUACUGUGGGGUGAAAGUUCUAACAAGGGUUUUAUGUCGUCAGCAGCUAGAGAGUUUACAGAGAAAACAGGGGUUUGCAUAUCCUAAAUGAUUUUACUUUUUGGAUUACAUGAGAUAAGAUAUUUGCUCGUCGUUUUGAAAUGGUCCUCGGUGGGUUUUCUGAGUAGCAGCAGCAGCCUCCAUUUACUUCCAUAGAUGUAAAGGCGGAUGGAUGGAUGGAUACAAGGGUAGGAGUAGGGGCUUUACCACCAUUCACCGUUGACUGGUGAUGUCAACUGAUUUACCAUUAACCCUUGUUCAAGUCAUAUCAUACACGUUUGCUGAACCGUGACAAACAUUGGUUUCAUUUCUUUGUUCAAAUUUGCAACUUGGAUUCUUUGUUUCGUUUUCUUCCUCGUUUCUGUGUUGCUUUAUCCGAUGCGAAACUGAAAGCGGCCGGGAAGGGGAGAGCUGAACUCUUGCCAUAUUGGACAAGGACGAAACUGCUAAUUGCAUUUGCCAGGCUCUUGCUCUCACCUUUGGCCGCUUGUGCCGGAUAUAUUUGGCUCUUGGUUCAUAAAUUCUAUAUUUAUCUUAGAGAUUCCUCUUCCGUUCUCUUGUAUGAAAUGGGUGGCUUGGUUUCGGAGUUUCAUUUAUGGGUUCAUCAAGUGUGUG